GCGGCUCCUCUCCGCCCCGGAGGAGGCGCCUUUUUCCCCUGCCCGGCCGCUGCUGGUCCCCGGCUGCGCCGUCCGGCCCUGGCUCGGCGGCUGGGCGAGGGGAGGACCAUGAGCGCCUUGCGGGACGUCUCGCUGCAGGACCCGCGGCUGCGCUACGAGCUCAUCCAGCGCAUCGGCUCCGGCACCUACGGCGACGUUUACAAGGGCCGAGAUACCGAAACUGGAGAGCUGGCAGCCAUCAAAAUUGUGAAAAUUGACCCAGGGGAUGACAUCGGAUCGAUUCAGCAAGAAAUCACCACCCUCAGGGAUUGUCGCCAUCACAACGUUGUGAUGUAUUUUGGAAGCUACCUCAGGAAUGAUCGACUGUGGAUUUGCAUGGAAUAUUGUGGAGGAGGGUCCUUGCAGGAGAUCUACCACAGUACUGGGCCUCUAUCUGAAAAACAGAUUGCCUAUGUCUGCAGAGAAACCCUCCAGGGGCUUCACCACUUGCACACCAAAGGGAAAAUGCACAGAGACAUUAAGGGGGCCAAUAUCCUGCUGACGACCAACGGCGACGUCAAACUGGCGGACUUUGGGGUCUCGGCAGAAUUAACCGCUUCGGUGGCCAAGCGAAAAUCGUUCAUCGGAACGCCCUAUUGGAUGGCGCCAGAGGUGGCCGCGGUGGAGAAGAAAGGCGGCUACAACCAGCUGUGCGACAUCUGGGCCCUGGGCAUCACCGCUAUUGAACUGGCAGAGCUGCAGCCCCCUCUCUUCGACCUGCACCCCAUGAGAGCUCUGAUGUUGAUGUCGAAGAGCAACUUCCAGCCCCCCAAGCUAAAAGAUAAGGCGUGUUGGUCUCCUGAUUUUCACCACUUCCUCAAACUCUCCCUGACCAAAAAUCCCAGAAAACGACCAGUGGCAGAAAAACUCUUGCAGCAUCCUUUCGUCUGCCAGCCUUUAGCUCGUGUUCUCGUCAUUGAAUUACUGGAUAAAGCCACAAACCCUGAAUUGGCUGCUACUGCCUUGGACGAUGGGGAUUUCGAGGCUUACGACGUUUUCCCUGAUAAAAUCUGCUCGAGUAAGCCACAUGGGCCGGCAGAAGGCACCCUGUCGGAGAUCCAGCUUAACCAGGUUAAAUUCGGCCCUCCGCUAAGGAAAGAAACGGAGCCGUGGGGCAACUCACAGACGGAAGAAGAGGAAGAGAAUUGGAUGGUGCUUGGAGAUGGAGGGAGCCUCCUUCAGUCCGUCGAAGAAGCCCUGGAAGAGAGGAGUCUAACCAUCCGCCCAGCACGUCCUACAGAGCAGACUCAGGAAGAGCAGCAGACAGGCGGACUUGGAGAAGACGUUUCCGGCACGAUCAAAAGGGGACCCUUUUGGGAUUUUCUUAACCUGGAGCUCGCAUACAAGGCUCCUUGGGAGCAGGACGGGGAGCGCUCGGAUCUGGAGGGGCCCAGGGACCACACCGUCCCAGGCAACACGGCCUUCGGUGAGACGUCAGAUGCUCCUGUGACGGAUUCUCCCAAACCUGCAGACUGCCUCCUUUCCACUGAAUGGGCCACCAUGAAGAAGAAGGAGGAAGCCACCAGGUUGCUGUGCCGCGGAUUGCCCCCUACACCCAAAGUUCAUAUGGGAGCUUGUUUUUCCAAAGUUUUCAAUGGCUGCCCGCUGAAGAUUAACUCCACUACAACGUGGAUCCAUCCAGAAACACGAGGUAGGGAUUUAUUUCUGUCCCAUCAGCUCCUUCCUCACCGAUGCUCUUGGCUCUACUGUAUCAACAACACCCUUCUGACUUUGGCAGGAAAGUCUCCCCAGAUCUCUUCACACAACCUCUUGGGCCUCUUCGAGCAGCGCCGUCAGCUUCAAAAGCGACCGGUCCCUCUUUCCAUUGCCACCAACCGACUGACGGAGAGGAUCAUCCCCAGGAAGUUUGCUCUGUCAGCCAAGAUAGCAGAUACCAAAGGGUGCCUUAAGUGUCAAAUUGUCCGAAAUCCUUACUCAGGAAACACCUUUCUGUGUGCCGCACUGCCCUCCAGCCUGGCCCUCCUACAGUGGUACGAACCUUUGCAGAAAUUUAUGCUACUGAAGCACGUCCCUGUGCUGCUACCCGACCCCCUUUCCCUGUUUGAGCUGCUGGUCGUGGAGACGGAGGAAUACCCGCAAGUGUGCUUCGGUGUCACCGGCAGCGAUCAGCCGGGGGCCGAGCUGCAUUUCAGCGUCCUCUCGCUCAGCACUGGCCACACCACCUCCAGCCCUUCCAAACGUCCUCUUGUCCUGGCCAGCCACGUCACUCAGAUGGACCGAGAUACUGUCCUCGUUUGUUUUGAACGCUGCGUCCGGGUCGUGAAUCUGCGGGGGACACCGCAAGGCGUGUUCACACCCGAGCUUGUUUUCAAUUUCCCCAUCGAAACCAUCGUGUGCCUUCAAGACAGUGUCUUGGCUUUCUGGAAACAUGGCAUGCAAGGCCGAAGCCUGGAAUCUAGUGAGGUGACCCAGGAGGUCACAGACGAAUCCAGGGUGUUCCGAGUCUUGGGUGCUCACAGGGACAUCAUCCUUGAGAGCACCCCAACGGACAAUCCCAUGGCGCACAGCAACCUCUACAUCCUGACGGGUCACGAGAGCAGCUACUAACUUUCCUCCCGGUUGCCACUCCGAGACCCUAUGUAUGCAACAGAUCCUUCCUGGAGCCAAUUGCCGAUGGCAGCCAACCGUGCUGGCAUAGGAGAUGCUCUGGGUGGGCGUUGACAAGAGACGGGUCAUACGGUCCCGGAUCCUGGACCGACUGCUGGUUGAGCUCCAGGAGGUUGUCUUGGUGCCUGGCGAGCAUGGCUCCCCAUAUUUGGGGGCAGUGUUUCUUGAGAUAAUUCUGCAAUAAUUCAACCACUUGGCAGUCGGGAGAAUCUUGCCCCCGCGCCCCCCCCCCAUCCUGGCUGACACCUUGUGCCUGCUCGAAUGCUUCUUCCUUUUUUUCCCCCUGGCUCCUCUUCCUUUUUUAAAAAAAUGCGUAGGAGUCGUGCAUGGUGACGGCGUGCGGGCGCCGCAUCUUGGCACGGCCGAUAGGGUGAAGACAAUCGUUUGCCACAGGUAUAGAACUGCACCUUCCUUUCUUAAGCUUCAGCUUUAAUGUCCUCAGGGCGCUUUGAAGUUCUGGGCUGUUGUUCUGGAAUAGAGGAUGAGGGAUGCAUGUUUAUUUGGAGGCCAGUCGACUGGAGCAAUUAGGAUCCUGCCCAGGACAAGCCAAACAGAGUGACUGUUACUGGAAUGGAUGUGAUAGUUUGGUUCUGCGUGGUUGUUUGUGUGUGGGGUGGUAAGACUAGUUGUGGUUUUCUGUUUUUUUUUUAAUCUUUUUAAUGACUAUUUCAAAUGGCUAAAGGAGAUACUAAGUGAGCAAUUCCAAUCUGGAAACCAGAUCUAUGGUUCUACAGAUGCCAACUCCCAGAAUUCCCAAAGGACAAUAGGCCGAGGCUAUGGAUGGCCAUUGCUAGAAAAGAAUUGAGUUAUGGACGGCAGGGAACAAUUCACUGUUAAGAACCCAGAUGAGUGCACCAUUUCCAAAGAUGUGGACUUCAAUUCCCAGAAUUCCCUAGCCAUCGUGACCGUUGCUGAGAAUUCUGGGAGCUGAAGGUCACUCUUCGGGUGUCUGGAUUUCAACCCCCAGAAGUCCCCAGCCGCUAUAUGCAGAGUUCUGGAAGAGUAACUUCAAACAUCUGGACUGUUAGAUGUGCUGAGUAGCCUUUCCUCGUAUCCCUGGUGGGCAGAUGCCUUUUAAGUCCCACCCACCUGGAGAAUCUCAGGGGAGGAAACUGGUUGUUAGCGGGUCUUAAGUACAGAAUUAACACGUGGUUGAAACUGUGGCCUUCUGGGCAUUGUAGUCCUUGACUCACAAAUGUAAUAGAGCCCGGAAUAAUGGUCACACAAGUCAUUGUGGUUGUACGUCAACACAACCACAUGAUCAGAAGUAAUUUUCUGGUCUGUUUGAUUGCAAUUUAAGCAAACCCAAUUCAUUUGAAGGGGUAAUUUUUGCCAGAAAUUAGCAAAAAAAAAUAUGCCAGAAACUGGCAAAAAAAAAACAACCAACCCAAAUCACAUGCAAAUCACGGUCGUGAUGGUGAAAUGCCAUGCUGGGUCAUAUAAAGCUGACAUGUCACAUAGACAGGAGCAGUUGAACCCUGGUUGGGUAUGUUUUCUGUUAAAAAAAUGGCUUUUUAAUGGCCAUCAUAACUUCAGUUUGAUGGCUGUCUAACUGCAAAUGGUUCCAUGACUUGUUCUGUGGCUGUCGUAACUUCAGACUGUUGUUAAAAACGUCUGCUUGUUAAGUGAGGAUUUACCUCUGCAGUAUUGCAAAACUCAAACUCCCAGCAUUCUGUUCUGUUGUUGUUCCUGUUUGGCCAGGUUGCUGGCCCUUGUAGUUUAGAAUUACUACUUAGUUGAGAGAUUUCUCAUGCCUGUUCUACAAAACUUCAAACAAAGUUAUGGCCAAGCUUUUCCACAAAACAGCACUUCCCAAAGCUGUAGAACAAGGGCCUUCAACCUUGGCAAGUUUAAGACUUGUGGACUUUAACUCCCAGAGUUCCUGAGCUAACAUGACUGGGGGGGGGGGGGAUUCUGGGAGUUGAAGUCCACAAAGCUGUCAAGUUUGAAGACCCCUGCUCUAGAGAAUCGAAAGCAAGCAUCAACCCAGUCCUGCAGUUGUUCACAUCUGGGACCAAAACACUAAAUGCAUGCAUCUGUUAAGUGAUGCUUGGUUUGUAAAAAGAGAGAGAAAAAAACAACAACCCCAAAGAUUAGAUGUAGCUCAUGGUUGAAUGUGUACAUCCCACCUCUUCAAAAAUAGCAGCCUUGGGAAGACUCCCUCAUUGGGGAGGAAGUGGCACACAGGAAAAAAAAAAAAUCCUGGAGAAACUUUUCCCUAGGUGCCAAGUACAUAAAAAACACCUUUGCUCACUGGUUUCUGAAACCAUUUUUUUCCAGGCUACCAUGUCCAAACGCAAAAAGCAGCGUUCUCUUUGGUUACUGCAAGAAGCAGUUAGAUGUCUACAGUUGUGCAGGCCUCAAGGCCAGCCGGAUGUGCAAGUUGCGACGCAUUAAAUGCUGCUUGAAUAACCAGGAGGCAUUGUGGGUGGGUGGGUGGGUGGGGCUGGUUCAGGGAAAGACAAAGAUUUGAAGGCCCAGGGAAGCAAUUUGGAGAUGUGAGGGUGCCGCCAGGAAUUAAUUGCCCAAAUGGAGAGAGGGGUACCUUUAGGCAGCCCAAAUGGAAAUCAAAAAGGCUACUUCAACAGGUUGACAUUUCUGUGACAAAACAUCUUUCAAUGUUUUUUCUUUUAAGAUGUGUAGACUUCAGCUCCCAGAAUUCCCCAGCCUGGCUGACUGGGAUACUCUGGGAAUUGAAGUUCACGCAUCUUACAGCUGCCAAGGUUGAUUGAAUCUGAGGUCACUAGGAAGUGGCGGUUAUUCUUUGCAAACCCCGAAGCCCAGAACAAACUCUCUGAACAUCAGAAUCUCAAUCUUGGCUUGUUUAGGCAGUAACCACAAUCCUCCUGAACUCCGAUGGUAUGGCUUUUCCUUCCCAGAAUGCUGCUCUUUUUUUCCCCUUUCUUCCCCUUUUUCUCCUUGUGUUUUAUAACUGCUAAAGCUGGAAUGUUGUUGUCCUGAGAAAAUCCAGACUUGAAAAAAAGAGAGAGAGAGAGAGAAGAAAAUAUAGCUAUUUAACAUAGAGAAGGAUAUUAAAUUGUGAUAUUUUACUCCCCGGUGGAAUGGCUUUGAUUUUUGUUAAAAAAUUAAAAAAUAAAAGUAGAGAAUUCUUGCA
Molecule: messenger RNA, 5782 nt
Organism: Pseudonaja textilis
Lineage: Eukaryota; Metazoa; Chordata; Lepidosauria; Squamata; Elapidae
Source: RefSeq, a predicted model, not a curated record